AUGCCGUUCUUUCGUCCUCUGUCCAUCCCCGCCGCGAUCAUCCUGCUGCCCUUUGUGUUCCUGCUGCAGCACCCCGUGAAGCACUGGGACGGAGUGGGCUACACCAACGACGCGUGGGUCGUGGCUCAGGUGUGGGAGAACAGCAAGUCCACUUUCAUCUUCGGUGCCAGCUCCGCCCUGGCUUCGCUUGUGUACAACAUCCUGCAGUUCAGUAUCGUGCAGUAUCUGUCGGCCACCCACGUCGCGUUCGCGGGCAACUUCAACAAGGCCGCCACCGUGCCGCUCGCCCUGCUGGUCGGCAUCGACCACCUGCCGCAGGCACCGUAUGGUGCCAUCAUGGUCGUUUCGGCCAUCAUCAACAUCAUCUCCUUCGCCGCGUACAACGUGGUCUCCGGCGGUGCGGGAGGCCACGGUGGGGCGCCGGCGGCCAGCAAAGAGAAGGAGAAGGAGCCCAUGAAGGACGCCGAGAGCAGCGAUGACGACGAGGACGAGAGCGAGAGCUCGGAGGGCGGCUGCUGCUGA
Messenger RNA from Prorocentrum cordatum, 522 nucleotides. The record is from the annotation of a GenBank genome assembly. Lineage: Eukaryota; Dinophyceae; Prorocentrales; Prorocentraceae.